Molecule: messenger RNA, 1585 nt
Organism: Penaeus indicus
Lineage: Eukaryota; Metazoa; Arthropoda; Malacostraca; Decapoda; Penaeidae
Gene: Blos2
Product: biogenesis of lysosome-related organelles complex 1 subunit 2-like
Exons: 3
Coding region: 65-583 (172 amino acids)
Biological process (GO): endosomal transport; lysosome localization
Cellular component (GO): gamma-tubulin complex; BLOC-1 complex; BORC complex
Molecular function (GO): gamma-tubulin binding
Source: RefSeq, a predicted model, not a curated record
UAUCCCUGUUUCUAUUAAAGGGAAAAUCGAUUGUUUACAAACAAGGGUUUCCUCCCACAGGUAGAUGCUAAAGGAAAUGGAUUUGAAUAACAAGGACGGAGAAACUGGGCCUCCGGGGCCCAACAAUCGACCACAGGAGCCUUUAGCCAGAGGAAUUGUUGAUGACGAUGAUGGACUCAGCGAUUUUGGAUCCCCAAAACGAGGCCCAACUUUGUCCACAAGCACAAGUAGUUUUGAAGCACUGGACCCUCAUGAUCCAAAUCUAAGUCACCUGGCAACUCUAAUGUUUUCACACACAUCAAAUUACUUACAGGGAGAGUUGUCUGCAGUCCUUGAAGAUUAUGCAUUACUGGAGCAGAUGAACAAGGCAACCAUCACCAAAUAUGCUGAUAUGCGACAAAUAGGAGGAAGUGUCAGUCGAGCAUUGAAAGACCUCAAUGAAAAGUAUUUAGCACUACAGCCAUAUCUAGACCAGAUUGAUCAGAUUGAAGAUAGUGUAACUAAGCUCGAAGCUGCUGCUUACAAACUUGAUGCGUAUUCCAAGAGACUAGAAGCAAAAUUCAAAAGCUUAGAGAAAAAAUAAGGUGUUUUUUAAAAAUGAUCCCUGGAUAUAAUUACUUAAUUUGUUUUGGUGACUGUGCUUCAUUAGACCCAGUACUGAAGUUUGUGUACUGUACUGUGUAUUGCUUCAUAUGUUUGUAAUUUUUCUUAACCAUUUGACUACAAGGCUAAUAAAAACAGAACCCCAGCAUUUAUGAAGAAUCCUAAGAAAUUCACUGGGUCUCACUAUGGGAAAAGACAGAAUUUGCGUUCGACCAACAAUACCCACAAGCCAGCACUCCAGCUAAGGGUGGGAUGUCAUUCAGAACCAAUUUUGCACCCAGCACAAUUCCUUUAUCAGGCAUUGAAAAAGACCAGCUGCCAAUAAUGAUGUAAAGUGUAUCAUCACACAACAGUGACAUAGAAGUAUGUACAUACACAUGUUACUAGAGUGACGUAGAAGUAACAUUGUACUUAUGAGAUUAAUACUGAAAAAUAAUUCUAUUACCUCUGUAAUUCAGGACUAAGAACAGCAGUGGAGAAUUGAGGGCAGUGACAAUGAUGAGAGAGAAUGGAAAUACUAGAAUAUUUGUCAUAUCCACAACGAAAUUUCUUGGUUAUUUCAAAAUUUCAUGGAAAAAGUAAUUGUGAUAUGUUUGUGUAAAGAUGCUAGUCUGAAACAUCAAAAGAGAAGACACCUGCUAGAGAAAUUAUUAAAUAUGUUUGGUCAGUAAUUUUUUUUAUUCAGCAAGAACAGUAUUAUUCUUAAUAGCUAAAUUAUAUUACUCAAUAAGCCUUGAAUAUGUGCAUUUUUUGUUUUAAACUGGCUGUUAUAUCUUUCCAUCUCUCUUUUUGUGCUUUAGAAGAACAUUAAAUGUGUAUUUGUUCUUUAAAAACCUACAUAUAUCCUGUGAAAUAAUAUUCAAUAAUGUGUAAACAUUAUGUUAUUGUAUUUCAUUAUAUAAUUGAUAUGUAAUAUAGACAAUAGAUAUUUAUAUCAUAUGAAAAAUACAUUGUGAUAUUUGUAAGUAAUAAACUCUAAAAG